Messenger RNA from Xyrauchen texanus (razorback sucker), 4757 nucleotides. RefSeq names its product 6-phosphofructo-2-kinase/fructose-2,6-biphosphatase 2a (gene pfkfb2a). The transcript is spliced from 16 exons. Gene Ontology annotation, molecular function: ATP binding; 6-phosphofructo-2-kinase activity; fructose-2,6-bisphosphate 2-phosphatase activity. Gene Ontology annotation, cellular component: cytosol. The record is from RefSeq and is a predicted model, not a curated record. Bases 162 to 1787 code for a protein of 541 amino acids. NCBI's taxonomy places the organism in Eukaryota, Metazoa, Chordata, Actinopteri, Cypriniformes, Catostomidae. Gene Ontology annotation, biological process: fructose 2,6-bisphosphate metabolic process; fructose metabolic process.
UACACACACACAUACACACACACACACUUCCUGAAACACAACGUUUUAAAACGUUUCUUUACUAAGGCUUCUAAAGGAAAACAUUAGUAACGCUAUAUGGAUUCGUAUGUAAUAUCCGUGUGCAUUUGUCUUAUCUCCGGUCCAGGGUGGACUGACAUCUGAUGUCCUUUGCUGACCUUCACACCUACACAUCAAGACCUGUAAUCUGCAUAUUAAUCAUGGACCAUCGAAAGGACAACAAAAAGGCAGAAGCCAGAGUGAAUGAGAAGAAAUGCUCGUGGGCGUCGUACAUGACCAACUCCCCCACUGUGAUAGUACUGAUCGGCCUUCCGGCAAGAGGAAAAACAUAUAUAUCGAAGAAACUGACCCGCUACCUCAAUUGGAUCGGGGUUCCGACAAAAGUUUUUAACCUGGGAGUUUAUAGACGUGAAGCAGUACAAUCAUACAAGUCGUACGACUUCUUCCGUCAUGACAAUGAAGAGGCAAUGAAAAUCAGGAAGCAGUGUGCAAUUGUGGCUCUGCAGGAUGUGUAUUCGUAUCUGAAUCAAGAAGGAGGGCAGAUCGCUGUUUUUGAUGCUACGAACACAACCAGGGAGAGAAGAAACCUCAUUCUGAAUUUUGCACAGGAGAAUUCAUAUAAGGUGUUUUUUGUCGAGUCACUAUGCGAUGACCCAGAAGUCAUUGCUGCCAACAUCUUGGAUGUGAAAGUGUCCAGCCCUGAUUAUCCUGAGAGAGGCCGAGAGAGCGUCAUGGAGGAUUUCCUCAAAAGAAUCGAGUGCUACAAAGUGACGUAUCAGCCGUUAGACCCCGAUGAACACGACAAGGAUCUGUCCUUCAUUCAGGUGAUCAAUGUUGGCCAGCGUUUCUUGGUGAACCGUGUACAGGAUUACAUCCAGAGUAAGAUCGUUUACUACCUCAUGAAUAUCCACGUCCAGAAGCAUUCGAUCUACCUCUGCCGCCACGGCGAGAGCCAACACAACGUCCAGGGCUGCAUCGGAGGAGACUCCGAGCUGUCCACCAGAGGAAAAGAGUUCUCUAAAGUACUGCGUGGGUUCCUGGAAAACCAGAAGAUCCCAGACCUCAAGGUGUGGACCAGUCAGCUCCGACGCACCAUCCAGACAGCGGAGGCACUGGGCGUCCCGUACGAGCAGUGGAAAAUACUCAACGAGAUUGAUGCUGGUAUUUGUGAGGAAAUGACAUAUGAAAAGAUCCAAGAAACAUAUCCGGUAGAAUAUUCACUCAGAGACCAGGACAAAUAUCAUUACAGAUAUCCAGGAGGAGAGUCAUAUCAGGAACUGGUGCAGCGGUUGGAGCCAGUAAUCAUGGAGUUAGAGAGACAGGGUAAUGUGUUGGUGGUUUGCCAUCAGGCCGUGAUGCGGUGUCUGCUUGCGUACUUCUUGGACAAGAGCGCUGAUGAUUUGCCUUAUCUGAAGUGCCCUCUUCAUGUGGUGUUAAAGCUGACCCCAGUGGCUUAUGGUUGUAAAGUUGAAAUGUUUGACCUGAAAGUAGAAGCUGUAAACACACAUCGGGACAGACCACUAGGAAACACCAAACAGGAAGUGCCGCCCACUCUUCUUAGAAGAAACAGCUUUACGCCACUGUCUAGUCAGGAUCAAGUCAAGCGACCUCGCCUAUUUAGCGUUGGCAACCCGCCCCGUUUACCAGCCGUUCCUGCUUUAUCUACCACACGAUUCCCUGACGCACAGGAAAGUGAGGAACUGAAUGAGAAUCAGGAAAUACUAAACUGCUUCCAACCUGGAGACUCGACAGACGCUGUCCAAGAGUGACAACAUAAACCACAAGUUGUGUGACGCCCGUCAGCGUAACUUGGAUAUUUUCCACUUGUAAACAACCUCAAAAGACCUGUUUUCUCCAAACAGACUCAACUGUUUGAUGCCUGGUGCAAACGAUCAGGAGUCUAAAGGCAGUUGCCGAGUUUGAAGACUCGUGUAGAACAUUAGAGUGAACGCAGUUUAAUGCAGCGCCCGCAUCGGUGAUCUGUCCAGUUCAACCAUCAUCCAUCCAUAAACAUUUGGAGGUAUAGUGAAAUCAAAGCAGCCAAAUGAGAGUUGAUGAGUCUAAAAAUGACUUUUAUUGAUUUAUUAACUCAACAAUAAAUGCAUAGAAUAUUAAUUCAUAAUAUUAAGCUGAUUGACGGCUUGUGGGACCAAUCAGAACAUAGUUUAGAGUCAAACAGAUUGAGUGGGUGCAGCUUGUGGGACCAGUUGUACCACAGAAUGGUGAUUUCGGGAAACCGACGAAGGUCGGUAAAAUUUGUUUUUUUUUGGUCAUUGGUCUUGUGGCAUUUUUUUAUCAUGAUGCCUUAGUAAUAUGAAUGCCCAUGCUGCCACUGGAUAUAGUCUAAAACAUUUUUGUUGCAAUUUUCGGUGUUAAUUGUCUGUGAUAUUAUUACCGUUGAACGAAUGUUCUGUGUUCAAUACAAGUUAAAGCUCAAUCAACAGCAAUCGUGGUUUAUUUUGAGUCAUCCCUCAUUCUGUAAACAUUAAAAUACUCAACUUUUUGUAAAAGUAUCGUCACAAGACAUAAACAAUAUGAGGGUUAACAUGAUUUUAGUGUGGUAAUAUCGCUUAACCUUUUCUCUGUACAGUUAAAAUUUUACAACUUUGUAGUCAUGAUGACGCAACACAUUAACCCCCCCUCCCUAAACUCUAUGGAGGGGCUAUAUUGCGAAAAACGUUUUCGCUUAAAACGUUAAAAGUCUCCGACUUACUCCGUAAGUCAGGCCUAUGAGGUAUCACUUGAAAGCUUAGAAUCUGAACUUUUCAAAGAUAACCAUCAAUCCUGCAUUAAUGUUACUUAAGAUAACAAAAUAAGGCUUUAAAACAUGUGUUGAGAAUUAGCGCCCCUUAGAGGUAAUGGGGUAGAAAUAUUUAUGUAAUAAUAAAAGUCUUCCACAGCAUAAAUGAAAGCUCUCGCUCUCAGGAAUGUGACUGUACGGUUCAUUUUGUUGCCCUAACAUACAUUUCAAAAGAAUGACAAAGUGAAAUAUGAUUUUUUUUUGGAAGUCAUCAAAUACAAACAUCUCUUUUAUGCUCCAAUAACUGCUGCUGUAAGCACCAAAUAGCUCAAAUCUGCUUUUACCUUAGGAACUUCUCUCAAAAAUGAGCCAUCGGUAACUUGUCGGUGAGGUUGCUUUGCUGAAUAAUCCAAUGUUAUAUCUUAGAUGUCCAAAACAAAAUAUUCCAUCCAGAAGGAAAAGCAUGCAAACAAAUCAUCAGAAAAAUAUGCUUUUGACUAUUGAUGAUGCAAUGUUUUACAUCAACGCAACAGGGUGGAUUUCAACUUUCUAAUGAGUCCUAGAUUCAGCUUUUAGUCCACACAGAGGCCGAGAUAUCCAAUGGAACAACGGGCGUUUCUCUGAAAAAUUUUACUAUUAUUUUUGCAAUUAGUCCACAGUAUGUGUGAAUGGUGAGCUUUUAAACUUAAGUGUGAACUAUUGCAGGCGGCAGCCCAAAAAUGCACCAGAGUUUAACCCCUUAAUCUCUCCAUUGACCAUAAAACGUCAAUUUAAACAACUUUACAGCUCAAAUAAUACAAACGUUUUAACAGAAGACUUAAUGCAAGUGCUUUUAUUAAAUGAUACAAUUUAAAAUUUCUGCAUUUUUAAACCCUCCAAAAAUCUGCCCCAUUCACUGUAAUCUCAAUUGUUUUCUUUUUUGAAAGAAAAAGCACAUUUUUGUUGUAAUCAACAUUAUGCCACAAAUGCUAUUCGACGGAGCUUAACUUGUAUUGAACCCGUAAUACAGCGGACUCAUUCUGCUUUACAACAGUUUGUGUUGUGAUGUUGUACAGCUUUGUAGAAAUAUUUUAUUCAAAUAUUAUAAAUGUUUUUUUAUAGUCUCAUGAUUUCAGAAGUCAUGUACCAAGGGUUUGUUUAAUUUAUGUUCUGCAUAUUUAUCUCUUAAACUUCCUAUAGUUCAGGAAAGGGUCAGGCUAGUGCUUCAAAUAGAAACGAGGAAUGCAUUAAUUGUUAAAAAAUAUGUCAAACUCUUGAUUGAAUCUGUGAUGAAUGUCUCAUCAUUAGACGAUAUUGUACUGCAUAUUAUUAUAGUCAUUUUUCUAUUCUCUCACCGAAGACAAGCUUCCGGAUGUGUCAGAAGAACAUUUAAAACUACUGAGAAUAUUCCCACUCAUAGUGUCGUAAUAUGUGUUUAUGUUUAUAUAAUAUAGAUGAUCUUUAGUGGAAAGCUUUAAGCUAUUUAAACACUGAAUGCGUUCGUUUUGCCUGGAACACUGGAACACUGGAAAAGAUGUCCUGAAAGGAGGAAUUCAAGAUUGUUUGACAUUUGCAUUUGUAAUUGUAGUCUUAGAAAGUCAACGCACAAAUGUUUUUAAAUUUAAGUAACAUGCCAAAUGUCCUUCUACCAUUCUAAUGUCUUAAAGUGAGUGCAUUGUGAUUCGUGAUAGUAUUAACACAAAUAAUAAUUAUGGUAGGUGACAUCGUUGGUAAGUUUCGGAUCAGUAAGUGCCUUUGCAUCGCAACCAAAGUCUUCAAUCAAAGCCUGACGCUUAAAUGCUCCAAUGCUUUGUGAGUUAGUGUGCAGAUUAUUCAAUUCUUGGACCUAUAAGGACCCUUGUAAUUUAUCCAAAGCAUUUAUUUUAAUGAAGUUAAGAAAGUUAAGAAAAGAGUUUUGUGUUCUGGAUCCAUUGGGUUUCAUUACCAGGACAUAAUGUAAUGUCAUGCUGUACACCAUUCAUUAAUAGGCUUUGUGAUGUAAUAAAGCAGCCUGUAAUGC